AUGAAUCUAGCAAUCGCCCACACCCUCGCAAUGAAAAGAGAUUUAGAUGCCCUUGUUGCAUCCAGAAAGGGCAAGAAGCGCUCUCAAUUUCCGGACUUCCAUCGCACUCGCGCAUGGAUGGUUGCGGCCUUCACGGUUGAGGCUGCGAGAUCGAGAAAGGAGACACUUGGUGUUUUCCAGAGCAUCAUGGCUCAAGCAUACCCUCCUUGCAAGCUCCCUUUGAGCGCUCUCAGUAAAGACAUUCCAAAGGAUACGGAACCUACCCUCGCCUAUGUGCAUGUCGAUGGCAAGUACGAAGAAGUCAAGAUGGCACUCCAAAAUUACGGUUUCCGCUGCGACUGUAAGCUUUGCGCUGCUGAGAAUGCUUACGAUGGCACUCGCGACGAAAAGAACAUUCCACCCCUGACUGAACGCAUCGUCCCUGCUCAAGACCUCAUCGAUCAAGUCAAGCUCUACGUCGAGAAAAUCGAAGACACCUACCCGCCCGAGCUCUUCGCCGACUUGCCUCGCUUCGGCCUCAUCAAGCGCCACGCCUGGCUCAUGAAGGCGAUCGCGAUGCUCGACCGCAACACCGCUCUUAUGAAUCUUGAUCGAAGUGAUCGCAGCAAUAUCAUCUUGACUACUGAGAUUGUGGAUGCUUUUGCGUUCAUGGGCGUGUACUAUGAGCUUAAGCGCCAGAUGGCUUUGUCGCGCCUGAUGAAGAAGUUGGCCCGCGAGCAUUAUGUCAUUUUGAAUGGUUCUGCUGUUGGAUACGAGCUGAUGUGUGAGCUCUGUUAUCAACAGAAUGGCUUGAAUACAGCAUGA
Messenger RNA from Aureobasidium subglaciale EXF-2481, 804 nucleotides. RefSeq lists its product as uncharacterized. The transcript is spliced from 5 exons. The record is from RefSeq and is a predicted model, not a curated record. The coding region runs from base 1 to 804 and encodes 267 amino acids. Lineage: Eukaryota; Fungi; Ascomycota; Dothideomycetes; Dothideales; Saccotheciaceae.